Messenger RNA from Schistocerca serialis cubense, 1421 nucleotides. It is a transcript of the gene AnxB10, whose product is annotated as annexin B10. The transcript has 9 exons. Lineage: Eukaryota; Metazoa; Arthropoda; Insecta; Orthoptera; Acrididae. Gene Ontology annotation, molecular function: calcium-dependent phospholipid binding; calcium ion binding. The coding region runs from base 213 to 1175 and encodes 320 amino acids. The record is from RefSeq and is a predicted model, not a curated record. Gene Ontology annotation, cellular component: cytoplasm.
CAGACGGCGUGACCGGCACAUCCGUGACGUCACGACGUCUGCGGCGAGAAGAGAGAGUGAUCACAGAGCAGUAGUCAUAGCGGGUAGGGCGUGUAGCUUCCAACGCCGUUUCUCACCGGAGUUCGCACGCGAGGUCACUGGAGCUUUCGCCUUUCAGUCGUUCCGACGGAGAAGUGGUGUGUGGAGCGUGAAGGACUUGACUGCGAGCAAUAAUGGGUGACUACGUGCCGGAACCAACGGUGACACCAGCGGCAGACUUCAACGCAGCAGAAGAUGGAGCAACACUGAGGGCUGCUAUGAAGGGUCUGGGCACAGACGAGCAGGCGAUCAUAGACAUUCUCACACAGCGCUCGAAUGACCAGCGACAGCAGAUUGCAAAGUUCUUCACAGAGGAAUAUGGCAGGGACUUAAUAGAAGACCUAAAGAGUGAGCUUGGUGGUCACUUUGAGGAUGUUAUAGUGGCACUGGUUGUGCCUCAUUUUGAUUACCUCGCAAAACAGCUCCACAAAGCUAUGGCAGGCCUGGGCACAGAUGAAGAAACACUUGUGGAAAUUCUCUGCAGCAAGACCAAUGAGGAAGUAAAGAAGAUUGUUGAAGCUUAUGAAAGAUUGUAUGACAGACCCCUCGCUGAGCAUUUGUGCAGUGAAACAUCUGGGGAUUUCCGCCGUCUGCUGACACUGAUAAUUACUGAUACAAGGGAUGAGAGCUAUCCACCAAGUAGGGAUUUUGCAGUUACCAUGGCUAAACAACUCAUUGCUGCAGGAGAGCUAAAGCUUGGGACAGAUGAAGAGGUCUUCAAUCGGAUUAUGGCCCAUGAGAGCUUUGCCCAACUACGGCUAAUAUUUGAAGAGUACAAAAACAUUUCCGGCCGCACAAUUGAACAGGCUCUGGAGUCUGAGCUUUCAGGAGAAUUGCUGCUUGCUAUGAUGGCUUUAGUGGAAUGCGUGCAAAGUCCUGCUGCAUAUUUUGCAAAACGCUUGCACAAUGCUCUUGCUGGAGCAGGCACGGACGAUAAAACAUUGAUAAGAAUUAUUGUCUCUCGUAGUGAAAUUGAUCUGGGAACCAUAAAGAAAGAAUAUGAAAGAAUUUAUGAUAAAACACUGGAAAGUGCAGUGAAGAGUGACACUUCUGGUGAUUACAAGAGGGCUCUUGUGGCUUUGAUUGGGGGACCUUGAAGAUAAUAUAGUGUAAGCAACAUGUUUUGUAAAAAUUUUGAACUUCUCAUGAUCUGUGUGUUCAUUAUUAGUUGUAGUUGCCAAGAGUGAGGCUGUCUUGCACUGUGUGCAGUUUACUAUGCUUUUUUGUGGUAAAUCUCUGAAUGUGUACCAAAGAAAUGUAUCAGAUGAACUGUUAAAUGAAAAAAUGUUUUAAAAGUUCUUGUUUCCAGUCAAAGGCAAAAUAAAUUUUUCAUUUUGCUUAAA